Messenger RNA from Trichechus manatus latirostris (Florida manatee), 516 nucleotides. RefSeq names its product heat shock protein family B (small) member 7 (gene HSPB7). Bases 1 to 516 code for a protein of 171 amino acids. Lineage: Eukaryota; Metazoa; Chordata; Mammalia; Sirenia; Trichechidae. Gene Ontology annotation, biological process: heart development. The record is from RefSeq and is a predicted model, not a curated record. The transcript is spliced from 3 exons. Gene Ontology annotation, cellular component: nucleus; cytoplasm.
AUGAGCCACAGGACCUCCUCCACCUUCAGAGCGGAGAGAAGCUUCCAUUCCUCCUCCUCCUCCUCCUCUUCUUCCUCUGCCUCUCGUGCACUCCCGGCCCAAGACCCACCCAUGGAGAAGGCCCUGAGCAUGUUUUCUGAAGAUUUUGGCAGCUUCAUGCGGCCCCAUUCGGAGCCUCUGACCUUCCCAGCCUUACCCACAGCCCAUUCCGGGGGGCCGGGCAACAUCAAGACCCUUGGAGACGCCUAUGAGUUUGCAGUAGACGUGAGUGACUUCUCACCUGAAGACAUCAUUGUCACCACCUCCAACAACCACAUCGAAGUGCGGGCUGAGAAGCUGGCAGCUGAUGGCACGGUCAUGAACACCUUCGCCCACAAGUGCCAGCUACCUGAGGAUGUGGACCCCACGUCGGUGACCUCGGCCCUCAGGGAGGACGGCAGACUCACGAUCCGCGCGCGGCGCCACCCGCACACAGAGCACGUCCAGCAGACCUUCCGGACGGAGAUAAAAAUCUGA